AUGAGUUUUAGUCCUAAAACUCUUGCUCACGUUCACAAAGUCCCUCUCUGUCGUAAGAAGACCGAGCAAUUUCUUUGUCCUCGCCGUUUGCUUCAAAACAAAACUCUUUCUCGAAAACCAACAAAACAAGUUUCGUUUUGUGCAAUGGCUACUAGUGGCGAUCUUGAGAGUACUCGUCCCUUGGCUCCGUUUACUCCCACUAUUCUAGGAGAUCACUUCUUCUUGAUCCCCGUUGAUGGUUCUGAAUUCGAUGCAAUUAAGCAUGAGAUUGAAUCGGAUAUGAAGCCGCACGUGAGAGACAUGCUCAUGUUACCUCACACAUGUGAGAGGGAGAAGAUUCACCUCAUUCACUUGCUUAUCAGUCUUGCAAUCUCCCAUUACUUCGAAGAAGAAAUCGAAGAGAUUCUAAACAAGGCUUUUGGGAAGCUGGAAGGCCUAAUUGCCGAGGAAGAUAACCUGGAAACAAUCUCGACUAUGUUUGAAGUUUUCAGAUUGUACGGUCACAAAAUGUCUUGUGAUGUGUUCGAAAGAUUCAAAGGCAAACAUGAUGGAGAGUUCAACGAGGAUCUAGUUGAAGAUGUUAGAGGGAUGUUGAAGUUGUACCAAGCGUCGUAUCUCAAAAAAAAAGAUGAGGAUAUAAUGGAGGAAGCGAGGACUUUCACUAGGAAUCACUUGUCAGUGACGAAUACUGAUCAACCACAUCUCUCCAAGCAUAUACAAAACGCAUUGUACAUACCUCGAUAUCAUUGCGUAGAAAUAGCGGUUGCUAGAGAAUAUAUCUCAUUUUACGAACAAGAAGAAGAUCACGAGGAGAAGCUGCUCAAGUUUGCGAAACUAAACUUCAGCUAUUGCCAGCUGCAUUUCGACAAAGAGCUCAAAGCUGUCACUAAAUGGUGGAAGGAGCAAGAUCUUGCGUCUAAACUGCCUUUUACCUUUCGUGAUAGAAAUGUGGAGUGCUAUUUCGGCAUGAUGGGAAUAUCUUUCGAGCCACGAUAUUCCCUUGCAAGAAUUAUCGGCACUAAAAUUUCUAUGAUCAUGACGCUUGUUGAUGACACAUAUGACGCCUAUGCCACUCUUCCCGAAGUUAUAAGUUUCACUGAUGCUUUGCAAAGGUGGGAUAUUGGAGCCAUUGACGAUCUACCAAGUUAUAUGCGAAUUCUUUUCCGAAAUUUGUGGGAUAUUAUAAAAGACAUCAAACAAGAAAUGGGUUCGCUAGGAAGACAUGGCGGUGUGGCACCGACAAUAGAUGAGAUAAAGAGCCUGGCGAAGAAAGGGUAUCUAGAGAUAGCAAAAUGGGCACGAGCAAGUCACGUGCCAAGUUUUGAGGAGUACAUGGAGGUUGGAAUCGUCACAGGCGCAAUGGAUGACAUGGCACUCUACAGCUUCCUAGGGAUGGAAGAUUGCGAUGAGAAGAUAAUGUACGGGUGGUUAGCAUCCAGAACCAAAGUCAUCCUAGCUUUAAAUGUCGUGUUUCGUCUGAUGAACGACAUAACCACGUUCGAGGAAGAAUUGGAGAGAGGAGAGGUGGCCAAUGGAGUCAACUGUUACAUGAAGCAACAUGGUGUUAGUCAAGAAGAAGCGGUUAGAGAAUUGAAGAUGAUGAUUAAGGAUCACCAUGAGAUCAUGAUGGAUGAGUUCUUUAGUGCCUCAUCUACUGUGCCACGCCAGGUUCUAGUGCGAGUCUUCAAUAUUGCACGUGUGGUCGUUUUGUUUUACAAGGAUGGUGAUGGAUUUGGUCAUCCAGAUGAAACUCUCAAAGCCCACUUUACUUCUUUGUUUUCAUAA
Messenger RNA from Eutrema salsugineum, 1785 nucleotides. Its product is annotated as terpenoid synthase 25. The coding region runs from base 1 to 1785 and encodes 594 amino acids. The transcript is spliced from 6 exons. Gene Ontology annotation, molecular function: terpene synthase activity; magnesium ion binding. The record is from RefSeq and is a predicted model, not a curated record. Lineage: Eukaryota; Viridiplantae; Streptophyta; Magnoliopsida; Brassicales; Brassicaceae. Gene Ontology annotation, biological process: diterpenoid biosynthetic process.